AUGGGCUGCUGCGCCUCUGUACUGUCGCGCACUGACGACGAACCCUCAAUUCGACAUCAAACCCAGAAUCGCACCAGCGGCCAGGCAAAUUCCUCGGAGCAUCGGGUGCCAAAUCUCCCUCUGAAAGAACACUACAAUGAACCGAUACGUGCUCAUCUGUGGACUAGUAAGCGGCGGACCUGGACGCGCGCACAGCUAGAUCGUGAGCGAGAUGAGUUCUUCGAUACGCGUGUCACGGGGCGGGCGGAGAUCUGGGCUGCAGUCUCCACGGCUAUUGCACUAAUGCGUUCCGGCGAUAUCACCACCGCACAGGGCAUCGUUGAUGCUGCCGGCAUUACCGUUCCGACGGGGAAUCUCUGCGAAGGGUGCUACGAUGAGCAGGGUGUGCUUUACAGACUGCCACAGUGUAUCGUCAGUGAUCCAGAGAACAUGAUUGCUUCCCACGAGGAUGAGGAGGACCAUGCCGAUGAAGAUUACCAGGAGCUCUCCGAUGGUAAGCUUGCGACAGACGACGCCUCCGGGGACGAAUUGAUAUCUGACGCGGAACGACGUCGUGAUGAGAAAGGGAAGACCAGUGAACAUAAUCUGAUUCGCGUUUUGGCUCGGUUGAGUGAGGGUGGUCCGGAUCUUUCGCUCGCUGUGAACAAGAGCCAGACCGUGGGUUAUUUGGCCAGAAAAGUGCAUCAUGAAGCGAAGCUUGAUAAGAACAAAAGGGUCCGCAUUGCGUACCUGGGCCACUUCCUGAAUGAGAGACAACCCUUGAUCGAGCAGGGAUGGCAGGACGGCCAUGUUGUCAAUGCAUUGGUCGUGGCGCCUAAUUAUAACCCUCAAUCUAGGCGCCGACGUUAG
Molecule: messenger RNA, 849 nt
Organism: Penicillium olsonii
Lineage: Eukaryota; Fungi; Ascomycota; Eurotiomycetes; Eurotiales; Aspergillaceae
Source: the annotation of a GenBank genome assembly